Globicephala melas (long-finned pilot whale) is the source of this 1440-nucleotide messenger RNA. Its product is annotated as stromelysin-1-like. Gene Ontology annotation, molecular function: zinc ion binding; metalloendopeptidase activity. NCBI's taxonomy places the organism in Eukaryota, Metazoa, Chordata, Mammalia, Artiodactyla, Delphinidae. Gene Ontology annotation, biological process: collagen catabolic process; extracellular matrix organization; proteolysis. Gene Ontology annotation, cellular component: extracellular matrix. The record is from RefSeq and is a predicted model, not a curated record.
AUGGAAAUGAGGAAUCUUCCAGUUCUGCUGUUGCUAUCUGUGGCAGUUUGCUCAGCCUAUCCAUUGGACAGAGCUGCAAAGGACGAGGAUGACAGCAUGAACCUUGUUCAGCAAUACCUCGAAAACUACUACAACCUUGAAAAGGAUGUGAAACAGUUUGUUAGAAGAAAGGACAGUGGUCCUGUUGUUAAAAAAAUACAAGAAAUGCAGAGGUUCCUGGGGUUGGAGGUGACGGGGAAGCUGGACUCUGACACUCUGGAGGUGAUACGCAAGCCCAGAUGUGGGAUUCCUGACGUUGGUCACUUCAGCACCUUUCCUGGCAUGCCCAAGUGGAGGAAAACUCACCUCACUUACAGGAUUGUGAAUUAUACACUGGAUUUGCCAAGAGAUGCUGUUGAUUCUGCCAUUGAGAAAGCUCUGACAGUCUGGGAGAAGGUGACUCCAUUAACAUUCUCCAGGAUCAAUGAAGGAGAGGCAGACAUAAUGAUCAUUUUUGCAGUUCGAGAACAUGGAGACUUUAGCCCUUUUGAUGGACCUGGAAAUGUUUUGGCUCACGCCUAUGCACCUGGGUCAGGGAUUGAUGGAGAUGUUCACUUUGAUGAUGAUGAAAAAUGGACAAAGGAUACAUCAGGGAUCAAUUUAUUCCUCGUUGCUGCCCAUGAACUUGGCCAUUCCCUGGGUCUCCAACACUCGACCAACAGGGAAGCUUUGAUGUAUCCAGUCUACAACACAUUCACAGACCUGGCUCGGUUCCACCUUUCUCAAGAUGAUGUGAAUGGCAUUCAGUCCCUGUAUGGACCUCCCACAGCUUCUCGAGAUGACCCUGUGGUGCCCACAGAAUCUGUGCCUCCAGAACCUGGCACACCAGCCACAUGUGAUCCUGCUUUGUCCUUUGAUGCAGUCAGCACUCUGAGGGGAGAAACUCUGUUCUUUAAAGACAGACAUUUUUGGCGCAAAUCCUUCAGGACAUUUGAACCUGAAUUUCAUUUGAUCUCUUCGUUUUGGCCAUCUCUUCCUUCAGGCAUAGAUGCUGCAUAUGAAGUUAUUAGCAAAGACAGCGUUUUCAUUUUUAAAGGAAAUCAGUUCUGGGCCAUCAGAGGAAACGAGGUGUCAGCAGGUUACCCAAGAGACAUCCAUACCCUGGGUUUUCCUUCAACAAUAAAGAAAAUAGAUGCAGCCUUUUCUGAUGAGGAAAGGAAGAAAACAUACUUCUUUGUAGAGGACAAAUACUGGAGAUUUGAUGAGAAGAGACAAUCCAUGGAGCCAGGCUUUCCCAAGCAAAUAGUGGAAGACUUCCCAGGGGUUGACCUAGAGGUGGAUGCUGUUUUUGAAGCAUUUGGGUUUUACUAUUUCUUCAAUGGAUCUUUGCAGUUGGAGUUUGACCCAAAUGCAAAGAAAGUGACACAUGUUUUGAAGAGUAACAGCUGGUUGAAUUGUUAG